Ilyonectria robusta is the source of this 1188-nucleotide messenger RNA. RefSeq lists its product as uncharacterized. The coding region runs from base 1 to 1188 and encodes 395 amino acids. The record is from RefSeq and is a predicted model, not a curated record. Lineage: Eukaryota; Fungi; Ascomycota; Sordariomycetes; Hypocreales; Nectriaceae. The transcript has a single exon.
AUGCAUCUCAAGAGCAUUCUUCUCGCCUCCGUCGUCGGUCUUGCCGCCGCUGUCAACCCUGGUGGGACUUACACAACGAAGUCCUGCGUUACCACGUUGGGCACGAAAAGCGUGCGGCCGGUUCCCACUGCCACCUCAACACACAAGAAGACGUACACAGUCCGCCGUACCACAACUAUCCAGAACACGGUUACGAUCAAGCCCCGCGAUGCUACAGAUACCGUCACGAGCACCACCGUCGUGACCGUCGAAGAGGCAGGACCGACCGCUACGGAUACUGUUGAAGUGGUGGCUACCGAGUAUUCGACUUCGACCGUUACCGCCGACACCACCACUUUCACUGAAACAAGUUCCACCUCCACCUCCACCACCUCCACAUCCACGUAUACCGCGCCAACACCUGCUGGGUAUAUCCCGAUCCAGAGCAGCCUACCAGGCAAUUCGAUGAAGGGACUCGCCGGGAUUCCCUCAGGUUCCACGGUUGUCACCAAGCGCGACGAGGCCGCAUCGCCUGGGUUCACGGAAGGAAAGCCAUGCUCUGGGCCCUUGGCGGCACGACAAAUUCCCAAGAACGGCGUGUGCCCUCUUCCAGGAGACAAGAAGGGACAGUACCAGCAGAAGUACGCUCAGAAGGUGCAGUGCGAUGUCACCACCUAUUUUCCCACGACUCUGGUCGUGACCAGGACGAAGCCAGCUCUUACCACUACCCUCUCUACCUCUACCAAAUUGGUCACCGCAAUGACUACAUUGACGAGCACCAACACCGUGUACCCUCCUGACGUCACGGUUCAAACUACAUCCACCUCUACCUCUGUCAUCGAAGAAACCGAGACGCCCAGCACCACCGUCACGAUCACCUCUACUACGACCAACACUGUGACUGCUACCGCUACUAACUAUGCCAUUUGCGACGACAGCGCCAACUACGCCGACAGCCAGAAUAACGAUUACGGUCUCACGUUCCCUCAAAUCGUCACUCUCCGCAACGUGGUGUACGCCGCUGCCACAAGCGCCUGGCAAUGCUGCAAUAAUGUGUCGCGGAUUCCACCUGUGUCACUCCUAUUUACGCCGGUGGUUCAACCUGCUAUCUUUACAGAGUUGCUGACGGAACCUGCCCUGUGGGCAGCCCUUGCUCUGGCACCCUUCGAUAUGUCCCGGGCUCUGCUUCAGCUCUUGCAACAUAUAUGA